GUCAUAAACCCUGCAUAAGACACGCAGAAGAUCCACCCAAAUCUUUAUUUGUUCAUUGGCAGGCUUCAGUAAAACUGGUCCACCAAUGGAGUACCAGAUGAACCACGAUCGGCGUGGCUUGGCAUUAAUCUUCAACCAUGAAGAUUUUGCGAAUCCUGAUAAGAAGCGCCGUGGCACAAAUAAAGACAGAGACAUCCUCAGAGACAGUUUUCAAGACUUAGGGUUUGAGGUACGCUGUCAUGAUAAUAAAAAAAAGGCAGAAGUCCUAGAGGAAAUAUCUAAAGCUGCCGCAGCCAACCACGCAGAUGCUGACUGCUUUGUCUGCAUUUUCCUAUCUCAUGGGGAUGAAGGGGAAAUUGAAGCCUAUGAUAAGAAGAUUCAAAUAAAAAAAAUAACAGAUGCCUUCAGAGGUGAUGAGUGCAAGAGCCUUAUAGGGAAGCCCAAAAUCUUCAUCUUCCAGGCAUGUGCCGGUGAUAAAUCCGAAGAUCCUGUGACCGGUAUGAUGGCAGAGGACAGUGAUGAAGAGGAAGUGAUGGAAGAAGCAGCUAACAUCUACACUAUCCCAGCCGGGGCAGAUUUCCUAAUGUGCUACUCUGUAGCACCGGGAUUCAAGGCAUUUCGCCAUACAGAGACUGGAUCAUUUUAUAUUCAGGAUUUAUGUAAAUUGCUGCAGGUUGAUGGUUCAACUAUGGAGUUCACUGAGCUCCUAACACAGGUCAACCUGGCUGUUUCCAGAAGGACCUUUAAUACAUUUAAAAAACAGAUGCCCUGCUUCACCUCCUUGUUGACUAAAAAUCUCUAUUUUAGACCAAAGAAAUAGUCAGGUUUGGGUCUCAAAGUUCAAGUGAAGGGAAGAUUUUAUGCUAUCACAUAUCCAAAGACAUCCAAUACAACGGUGUGUCUCCAAUUAUGUCCACAAUAUUUGUGUAUAUAUUGUACAGUAAAUGUACUAUAUAUGUAGUUAUAUGUCAUGGAGUGAAGCAGGAUGAUUGUGCACCAAAAAGUAAUGGUAAUAAAGAGAUCUCUUUAAAGUCUUUCAUAGCCCAAAGCCCCUCAUGCUGCCCAAUGCCACAGUCAGUUUGUUUUUUUAUUUCACCUUUUAAGCCAAAUUGCAUAUUAUCAGUGAAAAAUAAUGAACACAAAUACAAUUGUCACAGGCUUGUUUUCUAAAGCUAAAAUUUAUUUUCACUUUUACUUGUAUUGUGAAAGGUUUACCUUUACCUAACUUAUGAAUGCUAAAGAAAGUAAAAAAAAAAAUAGACUUAUUUAUUAGUUGUUUGGAGCUAUUUGUCAGGGCUCUCUUUCAGCCGCUCCCGGUGCUAAUCGCCGACACCUGUUCCGCAUUACCCGGUCCCCUCUAUUCCUGCUCUGACCUCACUCGCUGUCAGAUCUACAUGACUGCCACAGUGAUCUACAGAAUUCCCCGCUGGUUCCUGCUCCUGGUUUUGAUUCUAAGGAUUCUUAUCAUAUUAUGUGUGCUGAUUAGUAAUAAAGCAUGAUUGUGUUA
Silurus meridionalis is the source of this 1507-nucleotide messenger RNA. RefSeq names its product caspase-6-like. Bases 86 to 820 code for a protein of 244 amino acids. NCBI's taxonomy places the organism in Eukaryota, Metazoa, Chordata, Actinopteri, Siluriformes, Siluridae. Gene Ontology annotation, biological process: proteolysis; apoptotic process. Gene Ontology annotation, cellular component: cytoplasm. The transcript is spliced from 6 exons. The record is from RefSeq and is a predicted model, not a curated record.